UAUGCGGGUGACGAGUCUCGACGGUGGUGCAUGAGCCCAUCACCCACGUCGAACCUGCCGAAUCACACGCCAGAGUAUAGCGCCCAGCAACAGGACUGGGAUAUCACUCCCAGAAACAACCCUGCUGGGCGUCCCAGAAUGUGAUUGCCUAGCGAUGGAAGCGAGGUGCGAUCGAAAGAGAAGGAAGAUGGAUAUAACCGUCGUCCGUCGUCCCUGACCGAGAUUUUAUUCCCUCCGGUCUUGAACCCAGAAGCAGCCAACCCAGCGCAUAUCGAUAUCGCUUUUUUUCCCAUCCCUCCUAGUACCCCAUACCUACCCUAUCAGUUGAGAACAAACAAAGCCAUCACAACAUAAUGGGUGUCGCCAAGCUGAUCGGCAAGAUCAUCAUCAUUCCCAUCCUCUUUUGCAUCUUCGUCGGAUGCGUCAUCUACUUCCUCAUCAAGUACCGCCGGGACCGCAAGCGCGAGAAACGGGAGGACGAGGCCCGCGCUCAGCAGUACCAGCAACAGCAGCAAUACGUGCAGUAUCAGACGCAGCAGGCUGUGGCGGGGCAGUAUGGGCAGUCGCCGUACUAUUAUCAGGCGAACGUCGACUCGCCGUCAAUGAAGAAGCCCGAGCCAGUCUUCUAUCCGGUGCAGGCUCAUGCCGGGACGGAGGGGGUUUGAAGAGCGAGAAUAUCGGAAAGUUGGUAUAUUGCGUUCGUUCGUUCGGGUUGUGUCGUGUUGCUUUGCGUCGAUACCUAUUGCUUCGUUUCUAGAAGGUUGAUGGACGGUUAUGACCGGGUCUAUAUAGCUGGAUAUGAGGAGGAACUCUGUCGUACUUUAUGUUGUCCUGUUUUCUGUUUUCUUUUCCAGGCGUUGUAUGAGAUAUGCAUUUGUAUACCCAUGGUGAGCGAUGAGAUGUUGACGGUUGCAGCCUGGAUGGCAUUCCUCACGGCCCCCGUCGCAAGUCUCUCCAGCUCAACGAAAUCCAUUCUUUUCAUUGCUUUCUUCACAUACAGUUCAUCUACUAGCUCCCAUUCAUGCCACUAUACUACCUCC
Molecule: messenger RNA, 1040 nt
Organism: Aspergillus homomorphus CBS 101889
Lineage: Eukaryota; Fungi; Ascomycota; Eurotiomycetes; Eurotiales; Aspergillaceae
Exons: 2
Coding region: 354-665 (103 amino acids)
Source: RefSeq, a predicted model, not a curated record